UCCGCGCCCGUUGGGUCCUUUCGGUCACUGUACGCUUGUCACGCCGCAGUUUCCAGCAUCUAUAGGUCAAAGCAGAAAUGAUCCGAUCAUUAAGUUUACUCAAAUACUCUGUAAACCUCUCACAGAGGGCUCAUGUCAGGCUCUUAUCAUCCAGCAGAGGGAUAAGGAACAGAAUUGUACCUGCCACAUUCAAUGGAGUUGAUACCAAUGGCAGACAGCAGCAGUGUCACAUCAGACCUGUUAGAAUCUGGAGCUCAAGUUUAACCGGUGCCAAUGUCACCCACCGCACCUACAGCACCCAACAAGCAGAACCUGCAGAAGAGGAGACGCUUCACAACAUCAUCAAUGACACAGAGAGCGUACAAGGAUCCUUUUCCAAACAUGAGUUUCAAGCAGAGACGAAGAAACUGCUGGAUAUUGUGGCCAGGUCACUGUACUCUGAGAAAGAGGUGUUUAUCAGAGAGCUCAUCUCCAAUGGCAGUGAUGCUCUGGAGAAACUGAGGCACAAGAUGAUGACAACAGGUGGAGACGCAGCAACGAUGGAGAUUCACCUGCAGACAGAUGCAGAUAAAGGAACUUUCACCAUUCAGGAUACAGGUAUUGGAAUGAGUCAAGAAGAGCUGGUUGCUAAUCUGGGUACCAUCGCCCGCUCUGGAUCAAAGGCGUUUCUGGAUGCCCUUCAGAAUCAAGCUGAGGCCAGCAGCUCUAUCAUUGGUCAGUUUGGUGUGGGCUUCUACUCCGCCUUUAUGGUGGCUGACAAGGUGGACGUUUAUUCUCGAUCUGCUGAACCAGAUGCUACUGGAUUCAAGUGGUCCUCAGAUGGUUCUGGAGUAUUUGAGGUCGCAGAAGCUUCAGGUGUCCGUCAGGGGACCAAGAUUGUGCUUCACCUGAAAGACGACUGUAAGGAGUUCUCAUCCGAGGACCGCGUGAAAGAUGUUGUGACUAAAUACAGCAACUUUGUCAGUUUUCCAAUCUUUCUAAAUGGACGAAGGCUGAACACUCUGCAGGCGCUCUGGAUGAUGGAGCCCAAAGACAUCAGCGAGUGGCAACAUGAAGAGUUUUAUCGGUACGUGGCUCAGGCUCAUGAUAAACCUCGAUACACGCUUCACUACCGUGCCGAUGCUCCGCUCAACAUCCGCAGCAUCUUCUACGUGCCUGAGAUGAAACCCUCGAUGUUUGAUGUGAGUCGUGAGAUGGGAUCCAGCGUGGCGCUCUACAGCCGGAAGGUUCUGAUCCAAACCAAAGCCACGGAUAUUCUUCCCAAAUGGCUGCGAUUCAUGAGAGGUGUCGUGGACAGUGAAGAUAUUCCCUUAAAUCUCAGUCGAGAGCUGCUGCAGGAAAGCGCCCUGAUCAGGAAACUGCGAGAUGUUUUACAGCAGCGUAUCAUUCGCUUCCUGUUGGACCAGAGCAAGAAAGAUCCAGAGAAAUACGCUCGUUUCUUUGAGGACUACGGUCUGUUUAUGCGCGAGGGCAUCGUGACCACGGCGGAGCAGAGCGUGAAGGAGGACAUCGGUAAGCUGCUGCGCUUUGAGUCAUCGGCUCUUCCUGCAGGACAGCAGACCAGUCUGAUGGAAUAUGCAUCACGCAUGAAGGCGGGAAGCAGGAAUAUUUAUUAUCUGUGCGCGCCGAACCGACACCUGGCCGAACACUCGCCGUACUUUGAGGCCAUGAAACAAAAAGACAUGGAGGUUCUGUUCUGCUUCGAGCAGUUUGAUGAGCUGACGCUGCUUCACCUCCGAGAGUUUGACAGAAAGAAACUCAUCUCAGCGGAGACGGACAUCGUGGUCGAUCAUUACAAAGAGGAGAAAUUUCAAGACAGCAAACCAGAGUCUGAGAGGUUAACCGAACAGCAGGCUGAUGAUCUGAUGGCCUGGAUGAGGAACUCACUCGGACAGAAAGUCACCAACAUCAAGGUGACCCCUCGUCUGGACACACACCCGGCCAUGAUCACAGUACUGGAGAUGGGCGCUGCGCGUCACUUCCUGCGCACACAACAACUCGCUCGCAGCUCAGAAGAGAGAGCGCAGAUACUACAGCCCACACUGGAGAUCAAUACUGGACACGACCUCAUCAAGAAACUCCAUGAUCUGAAGGACUCAAGCCCUGAUCUCGCACAGAUGCUUCUGGAUCAGAUCUAUGACAAUGCCAUGAUCACCGCUGGACUGAAUGAAGACCCCCGUCCGAUGAUUUCCAGAUUGAAUAAACUUCUCACACAAGCCUUGGAGAAACACUGAAGCCCACACUGCAUUUUACUGUGCUGGACUCUGUUUUACCAUCAUUGGAGCUGCGCACGGCUCUCCAUCACCACAUCACAGCCUAAACUCAAACUAAAGUUAUUUAUAAAGACUCUGAUAUCUGUAGUUUGGGUGGAGCCACAUUUUUCAUGCUGACAAAAUUCAGUUUUUGCCAUCUGUCUGUGAUGGAGGGCGAUGAAUACUGAAAGUAACUUGGAAGGAGGUUUUCUUUGAAUAGAAACAAUCAUCUGUAAAAUAGUAAAUUACUUUAAAGGUCA
This is a messenger RNA of Misgurnus anguillicaudatus (oriental weatherfish), 2512 nucleotides long. Its product is annotated as heat shock protein 75 kDa, mitochondrial. NCBI's taxonomy places the organism in Eukaryota, Metazoa, Chordata, Actinopteri, Cypriniformes, Cobitidae. Gene Ontology annotation, biological process: protein folding. Gene Ontology annotation, molecular function: ATP hydrolysis activity; ATP-dependent protein folding chaperone; ATP binding. The record is from RefSeq and is a predicted model, not a curated record.